CGUCGCUGCCAUGACAGGCAGAGGUCUCCUCUCGACCGCGGCUCGGUCGACUGGAGAAGAGGCAGAUUGAGUCGGGGUCGCGUCUGCGGAUGUUAUUGUGUCCGUUCGGAGCCCCGUGAACAGCAUCCGCGCGAGCGCACCGCGAUUCUCACUCAGGGAAAGAGGGGAGAGAGUAAAACAACAUGUCCUCUCGGUCUGCAUUACCGUCUGGGAACGACAGGAGUACUGGAGACCAUCAUGUGGCGUUGGGGGCCAGCCGCUCCGACAAGGCCACCAGCCAGUCCAGCCGAUCGCUGGGCGCCCGCUGCAGGAACUCCAUCGCCUCUUGCUCCGACGAGCAGCCGCACAUCGGCAACUACCGCCUGCUCAAGACCAUCGGCAAGGGAAACUUUGCCAAGGUCAAGCUGGCCCGCCACAUUCUGACGGGCAAGGAGGUUGCAAUAAAAAUCAUUGACAAAACUCAGUUGAACCCAACCAGCCUACAAAAGCUCUUUCGGGAGGUACGAAUAAUGAAAGGCUUAAAUCACCCAAACAUAGUGCAACUGUUCGAGGUGAUCGAGACGGAUAAGACCCUUUACCUGAUCAUGGAGUACGCCAGUGGAGGUGAAGUGUUUGACUACCUCGUGUCACAUGGGAGAAUGAAGGAGGUUGAAGCCAGAGCCAAAUUUCGACAGAUUGUCUCCGCUGUCCACUACUGCCACACCAAGAACAUUGUCCACAGAGAUUUGAAGGCGGAGAACCUUCUACUGGACGCCGACGCCAACAUCAAGAUCGCCGACUUUGGCUUCAGCAACGAAUUCACGCUGGGCAACAAGCUGGACACGUUCUGCGGCUCGCCGCCCUACGCUGCCCCCGAACUUUUCCAGGGCAAGAAGUAUGAUGGGCCCGAGGUGGACGUCUGGAGUCUCGGAGUCAUCCUCUACACGCUGGUCAGCGGCUCGCUGCCCUUUGAUGGGCAGAACCUGAAGGAGCUGAGGGAGCGUGUGCUGAGGGGAAAGUACCGCGUGCCCUUCUACAUGUCCACAGACUGUGAGGGGAUCCUUCGCCGAUUCCUGGUGCUCAACCCUACCAAACGCUGCACCCUAGACCAAGUCAUGAAGGACAAGUGGAUAAAUUCAGGGUACGAAGAGGAUGACCUGAAGCCCCACAUAGAACCUGUUGAAGACUUCAGCGAUCCGGCUCGCAUAGAGGUGAUGGUGGGGAUGGGCUUCACUUCAGAGGAAAUCAAGGACGCUCUGCUCAACCAGAAAUACAAUGAAGUCACCGCCACUUACUUACUACUGGGCCGCAAAGGCGAUGAGGGCAGUGAGGCUCGUACAGCUAGUAGCCUGUCACUGGCGAGGGUACGGCCCAGCCCCAUCACCAACGGGACCAACAAGCACUCCUCAGCCACCGGCUCCUCUUCAUCCUCCACCUCCUCCUCACAUAGCAAGACCCAGCGCAGUGCCUCCACCUACCACAGGCAGCGACGACACAGCGACUUCUGCGGGCCCUCCAUGCCCGUCAUGCACCCCAAACGGAGCCCCACUAACACGGGUGAGCGCGAGCUGCGGGAGGGACGAAUGCCUUCACGUAAAACCAGUUGCAGCGUGAUGGGGAGCCAUAGCCUCCCCCCCUCCAGCCCAAUGGUCAGCAGUGCCAACAACCCCAACAAGUCUGAGAUCCCAGACCGCCGCAAAGACAUGACCGCCACCACGAAUAACAUCCCUGGAAGCGCCAUGACACGCAGGAAUACAUAUGUCUGCACUGAUCGCUCUGGCGCUGACAGGCACUCUCUCCUGCAGAACGGCAAAGACAACAGCUCCCUGGGCCACCGUGUGCCGCAAGCAUCUCCCUCCACGCUCAGCAUUUCUGGCGCCGGAGCGGGCACCUCGUCCUCGGACCGGUGCCGCCUGACCCGAGGCUCCACCAUCCGCAGCACCUUUCACGGGGGGCAGCUGAGGGACCGCGGGCCCCCGGUCUACUCAGCCCCACCCACUUCCCCUACCUUGUCCCACCAUGACGCCAGCCCCCUGCCCCACGCCCGCACCAGGGCAACCUCCAACCUCUUCACUAAGCUGACCUCCAAACUCACUCGCAGGGUCAACCUUGACCCGUCCAAGCGCCAGGGCUCAAACAAAUCAGUCUCGGGUUGUACUCUGCCACAAGGAUCAAAAACAGUUAGGUCACAAAUGAAUCUGAGGGAAUCAGGAGAUUUGCGGUCACAAGUUGCCAUCUACCUUGGUAUCAAAAAGCGUCCGAGCCCCGGGCCGUCGGACGUGGCUGGGAUCUGA
This is a messenger RNA of Cyclopterus lumpus (lumpfish), 2273 nucleotides long. RefSeq names its product MAP/microtubule affinity-regulating kinase 4a (gene mark4a). Gene Ontology annotation, molecular function: protein serine/threonine kinase activity; ATP binding; tau-protein kinase activity. Gene Ontology annotation, biological process: protein phosphorylation; microtubule cytoskeleton organization; intracellular signal transduction. The record is from RefSeq and is a predicted model, not a curated record. Gene Ontology annotation, cellular component: cytoplasm. Bases 183 to 2273 code for a protein of 696 amino acids. NCBI's taxonomy places the organism in Eukaryota, Metazoa, Chordata, Actinopteri, Perciformes, Cyclopteridae. The transcript has 18 exons.